This is a messenger RNA of Limanda limanda (common dab), 7276 nucleotides long. It is a transcript of the gene ly75, whose product is annotated as lymphocyte antigen 75. The transcript is spliced from 35 exons. Gene Ontology annotation, molecular function: signaling receptor activity. NCBI's taxonomy places the organism in Eukaryota, Metazoa, Chordata, Actinopteri, Pleuronectiformes, Pleuronectidae. Bases 214 to 5442 code for a protein of 1742 amino acids. The record is from RefSeq and is a predicted model, not a curated record.
UAGCCGUUAGCUUGACGGCGAGGCGGGAGCGGGACAGCGGGACGACACUCAGCUGACAGCGGGGCUAGAGGGCUCUUCCACCGGCUCGGUUACCUGAACUCUCCCGGUUCCUCUGCUCGCUCCUCCGUGGUUCUCUACCUCGCUGGACUUCUUCCUCCACCGGACGUCUUCUCCUGUGUGUGUCCGAGGGAAACACACUGCGAGCCCGGGACCAUGCUGACGUUAUCCGGAGGCUGUCUUCGCCUUUGUUUGUUGACUGUUUUCUGGGGAACUUGCUCGCUGGUGAACGGUGAAGGUCUCGACGCGGAUGCUUUCACCAUCCAGCACCUCGGCACAGGGAAGUGCCUCACCCCCGGGCCCUCAGCAGAACUGAACCUCACCACCUGCGAUGCACACAGCAAGUCCCAGAUGUGGAAGUGGGGCUCGGGUCACCGGCUCUUCCACGUGGCCUCGUCCUCCUGCCUGGCGUUGCAGGUACACUCCAAAACGCUGACCCUGGUUGACUGUGGCGCCAACAUCCUGCUGUGGUGGCGCUGCCUGGACGGGGCUGUUUACACCGUCUAUCAGAUGGGCCUGGCGCUGAGCGGAGGCCAAGUUGUCACCAAACGGGACAUUAAUGAUUCGUGGGUGAGAGGAGGGUCGCAGGACGACAUCUGCCACAGGCCGUACCGUGUCGUCCACACCAUCAACGGGAACUCUGCUGGUAACCCAUGUGACUUCCCCUUCAAAUUCAACGGCAGUUGGCAUCAUGGCUGCCUCCCCGAUGCAGAUUCCCCUGGAUUGUCCUGGUGUUCCACCUCCCCCGACUAUGACCAGGACAGAAAAAAGGGCCAGUGUCUGACACCAGAGGAGGGAUGUAAGACUCUGUUUGCCGGGCCAGAAGGGGAAUUCUGUUACGAGUUUGUCACCAGUGCGGCUGUGACCUGGCAGGAUGCUCUGGCUUCGUGUCGCAGUCAGGGGGCCGAUCUGUUCAGCCUGACGGGGCUCGACGAUCUCAAUUCCAAAACUCUGUUGGACGGCCUUGGCAGAAUGCCUGAGAGGAUGUGGAUCGGCCUGCACCAGUUAGACAUGUCUCAGGGCUGGCAGUGGUCGGAUGGCUCACCGCUCUCCUUCCUGCGCUGGGAACAAGGAAUGCCAUCCACCAGCGCACUGGUAGAGUCAGACUGUGGAGUCCUGAACUCCAAGCAGAACUUUGAAUCUGCAGAGUGCAACAAACGUCUGCCGUACGUCUGCAAGAAGAGCGUCAAUGCCUCCAGCACAGCAGCCACAGAGUCUCCUGUCUAUACAGAAACAGUGUGUGCUGUCGGCUGGGUCCCGUGGAACGGCUGGUGUUACAAGUUGGUGAAGGAUGAGCCACGAAACUUUACAGACGCCCAGCAGCACUGCAACAAAACUGAGGGAGGAGGAGAAGGCUUCCUGGCCAAUCUCCACUCCAUUGACAGCAAAGAGAUGAUCAGCACAAAUUUUCAUGCUGAUGGCAAGUUCUUGGAUGUGUGGAUCGGUCUCGUCGGUAUCAACGUGAACCAAACGACGGUCUUCAAGUGGUCUGACCAGGCACCUGCCACCUUCACCUUCUGGGGCCAAAAUGAACCAGUCCAGCCCAUUUACGACAACAGCUGCGUGUUCUACUCUGGAGAGUCUCACGGGUGGCGGGUUGGGAGCUGUGCAGAGAGGCUUCCUUUUUUGUGUCAGACAAAAGGAAAGGUCGGGGAUUCAGCGACACCGGCUUCAUGUCGCUCUGAAGAUGGUUGGAGGCGACAUGGCUUUUCCUGUUAUCAACUGAACACCAAGCAAGUCUCCUUCAAAGAUCGCUGUAACAUCACCAUAAGAAACAGAUUCGAGCAGGCCUUUAUCAACAGUCUUCUCAGAGAGCACAUCAGUGAGGAACCUCGCUAUUUUUGGAUGGGCCUGCAGGACAUUAAGAACACUGGAGAGUACCAGUGGUUGAGCCAGGACGGGUCCCCAAGUCUGUUAACAUACACCAACUGGGGCUGGUUCGAACCAGAUCAGCAUGGCCGUUGUGCUGUGAUUUCCACGGCCCGCCCCCUGGGCAAGUGGGAAGCGAAGAACUGCACCCUCUUUAAGGCCGGCACCAUUUGUAGAACUGACAUCGGUCCAGUCCCACUCCCCCCCGCCGAGCCAGAGCUGAACCCCAACGCCAGCUGUCCGACCGGAUGGGUGUCCAGAGAAGACAAGAAAUACUGCUACAAGGUGUUCCAUGAGGAGCGGCUGAGCAGAAAACGCUCCUGGGAGGAAGCCGAGCGGUUCUGUCAGGCCUUGGGAGCCAACCUGCCCAGUUUCACCAAUAAUGCAGAGAUGAUGGCCCUGCACAGCAGCAUCAGAGAAACAAUCAGUAAUAAUCGCUUGUUCUGGGUCGGCCUGAACAGGAGAAACCCAUCCGAUCAAUCCUGGGUGUGGAGCGAUGGCCGGCCUGUAUCUCGGGAGGUUUUAUACGACCAGUUCCAUGAGGAUGAUUCAUACAGUCGGGACUGCACUGCAUUCAAGACGAAAAGGACCCAAUUGAAACACAUUUUUCUGCCGACGGCCCAUAGCAUACGUUUCUAUCCCGUACCAUUUCACUGUGAUGCCAAGCUGGAGUGGGUCUGCCAAAUACAGAGAGGAAAGACUCUAAAGAAACCGGACUGGUACAAUCCUGGGGGACACCAUGAGACCUCUAUCUUCGUCGAUGGAGCAGAGUUUUGGUUCGUUCAGGAGCCGAAGCUAGCCUAUGAGGAGGCGGGGCUCUACUGCGCUGCGAAUGGCAGCAAACUGGCUUACCCAGUUAAUUCCAGAGCCGCCUUACAGAUCCACCAGUACCUGAAAAAUAUAUCGAGUUCUCCUCAGCAGAACUGGUGGCUUAAUUUGACCCAGCCUGGGCGGAUAUUCCCCAUGACGUUCAACCAGAUGUUCUUUUACCAUUCCAUUUUCCUGGACAGAUGCAUCUCCUUGAGUCCUGGUGUCAACUUGCCCAACCACCAACUGAGUUGCCAAAAGCCGUUGUCCUUUGUGUGUGAGAGACACAACAUCACAUCAGUGGAGAUACAACCUCUGGAGCCUCAUUCUGGAGGUUGGCCCUGUGGAAAUGACUCUAAAUCCUUCAGAAACAAGUGCUACACCGUGAUGAGCAGCACCAAGCCUGUGUCAUUCAGUUAUGCCAAUGAGGAAUGUCAGUCGGUGAGAGGAACCCUGGUCACAAUAUCAGAUCAGGUGGAGCAAGAUUUCAUCACCUCAAUGUUGCCGGACCUGAGAAAUAGGUAUAGGAUCUGGAUUGGUCUGAAAAUCAUACACAAGGACCCUGAGUGGGUGGACGCGUCUCCAGUCAACUACCUGAACUUUAACCCCCUGCUCCUGGGCAUGCACAAGGCCAUACACAUCACUACAUGGGAUCAAGAGACUUUGGAUAUGUGUGUGUAUUUGAUCAAUAACCCCAACUCUGCCAUGCUGGGUACCUGGGAUUACACUUCCUGUGCAGAGUUUGAGAAUGUGGCUAUUUGCCAACACUAUGCAGAUAAAGUCGAGGAGCCCUCAGUCCAAUCAGAGCCUUUCAACAUCGGGAACCACACCGUCCAGCUGCUGGUCCAAAACCUCACCUGGUUUGAGGCCCUGGAGCAGUGCAGAACUCGGAACAUGGACCUGGCGAGCGUGGCCGACACUUUCUUCCAGUCCUCUCUCACCGUGCACGUGAGCCGAGCACGCACGCCCAUGUGGAUCGGCCUCUUCAGCGAAGAUGAUGGGACCCACUACCGCUGGACCGACCACAGCCACACGGUGUUCAACCGCUGGUCGUCUGACGUCACCAGUGGCUCCUGCGUCUACCUGGACACCGACGGCUUCUGGAAAGCCACGGAGUGUGAGGAGGAGCUUGGAGGCGCCAUCUGCCACAAAGCACACAAGGAAACCAUCAUCACACCGGAGGAUGUUGCAGUGAAAUGCCCCCAUAAGAUCAAUGGUCCGAACUGGGUUCCCUUCAAGAACAACUGCUACUCCUUCCAGCUGGUCUCCUCCCGAUGGGACCAGGUCGACCAGGAGCAGCCUCAAGACACCUGCAAAAAACUUGAUGCACAGAUCCUCACUAUACGUAAUGUAGAGGAGAAUGAGUUCAUCAGGCAGCAGCUCUUACCGUUCCAAUCCCUGGCCCAGUUUGUUUGGUUGGGCAUGUUUCAAGACCACAACGAAGACGUGAUGAAGUGGUAUGACGGCACAAAUGUCCAAUACUCCAACUGGUCGAGUGGCAGACCAGUUGUAACCGGACCGUUCUUGGCAGGAAUCAACCCUGAGGGCAACUGGCUUUUCAUCCAACACCAACCCCUUUUCAUUCAGUUCAAACAAAGGAGCAUAGUGACCUGCAAACUGGACAAUGAACCAAAACAGGAGUACAACAAUUCAGCCGUGGAUCUCCGGCAUUACGGUGACCUGACGUACAGUGUGGUGACCCGCAAGUUAACUUGGUACCAGGCCCUGGAAGAGUGUGGUGAGCGUGGAGGUCACCUGGCAAGCGUCCACGACCUCCAGCACAACGCACACGUGAAGCUCAUCGCCAAGACAGACGGCUUCCCGCUCUGGAUCGGCCUGUCCAGCCAGGACGUGACCGGCUCAGCCUACGAGUGGUCUGAUGGAACCAGGGUUGACUACAAAGCCGACCUCUCCGACUCAGACCAGGUCUCGAGCUCCUAUAAACAAGAGGCCAUCUGUGUGGUUGUAACCCCCGCUGGCGCCUGGGUGAAGACCAGCUGCGAUGCGCUGGUAGAUGGAGCCAUCUGCUACUCCACCAGCGUCACCACCUCCUCCCAGAGAGCCAGACUGCCGGGGGGGCCGGGGUCCAAUCGCUGCCCUCAGAGCGACGACGCAUCCAAAGGGAAGUCGGACUGGGUCCAGCAUCAGGAUCACUGCUACGCCUUCGACAUGAGCUUCUACAACUACAGCGUCUACAGCAUGGAGAAGGCCAGCAGCAUCUGUCAGAGCAUGGAUGCUAAACUGCUGACCAUAAAAACCAAGGAAGAGAACGACUUUGUGUCAAAGUUCAUCACUGACGACCCGCUCAUCACUGGCCGGGUGUGGCUCGGGAUGGACAUGGACACUCAAGGUAAGCCGGCUUCCUGGCAGGAUGGCUCCUCUCUGGAUUAUUCGAACUGGAAGCCUGAGGCCUUGCUUACUGGGAAGAAUUCGGCGCCCCACUGUGCCGUCAUGAUGGCCGGGGAUGAAGGGAUCUGGAACUUUGUCAGCUGCCAGACGAGCAACAGUCGUGUUGUCUGCAAAACCGAAGCCAGCUCUGGAGGCGCUCCCGUGGCGCUGGGUUUCUUCAUCAUCAUCCUCAUCGCUCUUCUCGCCGUCAUCGGCUUCAUCGUCUACAAGAAGAGAAGAUCUCUCUCCUCCUCCACCGUCCGCUACGAGAGGACGCUGGACGAGUUCGACACCACCAGUAUUAUCACGGACAGGGACUGAGCUGAAGGCCACAGCCUCAGGGAGCAGAGGAGCCGGCCUUGUGUCUGUUUUAGUACUUUUAAGAAAGAGCGAAUUCAGUUUCCGCCCCUCCCCUUUUUUUUAAAUUAUUUAUUUUUUCCCGCUCGAGCUAUUGCGCUUUCUAGAUUUCUGUUUUAAACUGUAAAUAUUGUUUGUGAAUAUCAGUUUUCUUCAUUUGGGAUAUUUUAGAUGCUGAAUGUAAAUACUCCGGCUGAUUCUCCGCGGUGAGGGACGAUCGGCGACGUUAGUGAGAUGUUUUCAAUUCAUUUAGGCUGUUUUGUUUUUAGACCUUUAGAAAAGAUUUUGAGACGAUUCACAGAAAUAUGCAACGAAUAGACUAAACCUGUCUUACACUCCCGUUCAGCCUGAAGAGGGUUAAACUGCACUGAUGUACGAGAGGCCCCGAACUCAGCAGUUAUUUAUUUAUAGUAAACAAACUAUUUGUUAUACGACAGUUCACCAGAAAGUAAAGUUUUUGUACUUUAAAUGUUUUAUAUAUUUUCACCUUUAAAUAAUCGCUGUCGACGGCGUGAGGAUUCGUUCUCUUCCAAAGUUCGGCCCCAAAAGAAACUCAGGUUUGGGAAUUCUGUUCCAAAGUUUAAUUGUAUUUGGUGAGAAAGUAUCUUGAUUGUAUGAGGGAGUAUUUGGGCCUAAUGGAAAAGAAAAUUGGAGAUUUCGAGAAUAAUGUCGUAAUUUAAUUAGAAAACUAAAAAGUUAUAAUAGAAGAAUAAAGACAUCUUUUGGGAAAUAAGCAACAAGGAGAACGAAUCUUAUUGUUUCACACAGAUGUAACAAACAUUAAGUUUUAAAGUCGACCACUACCAAACUUUUCCUCCUCCACAAAAGAGUCAAAUUUCCUCCAAGUCCGUGGUUCUUUCUUCAGAAUAGACUCAAGUUCUUUCACUGAUUUUUAGAAUCUUAAGAUGGGGUUUUGUUAUUUUUUUAAUCUUAAGUAGAACUUACUUUCUCGUAAUAUUAUAAUAAUAAAUACGUAAUAUAACAACUUUACUUUCUUAAAUUUCCAACUUUUCUUCGAGGUAAAACUAUGACAACUUUGUAUAUUAUUACAGCUUUUAAUAUUAUGACUUUAUUCUUGAAAUCUCAGAUUUUUUUCUUUCCAUGAAGUAAACCCGAUACUCCAUCGUAUUCCUGAGAAACUGCGCUGUCGUCAAUUUUAAUAGAACUGUCUGUGCCUUUUUAAAAUAAGCAGAAACACGUCUCACUGAUUGUGCCUUUUUAACGUCAUAAUUUGCAAAAGAUCAUGUGUUUCUAAGCCACUGGAUUAUUCUUAAUUCACCUGAUUUAUUAAUAACUGAAACGAUGUUUUUCAUUGUUCUGAUUCUGGUUCUGCUGAUGUGCCACAGAAUCUUAGCCUGAAAAUGAACCGGCGGGUUUGUCCGAUUUCUGUUUUGUAAUUGCUCUCGGAUCUGACUUUACUAUGCACUCGACUACUGAGCAAGAUCGCACUUUAAUUUGUCGUGGAGCUUCAGUUCCGACUAUGUCUAAGCACAAUGAGGUUUUGAAGAGUUUGUUUUCUUCUUGGAAUUGCACUGGGUUUUUUUGUUCUGUAAAAGCUUUGUAAUUAUGUGAUGCUUGUUUUGUAACAAGGACGAACCAAAGAUGCUCUGACUGGUUUGAAUGUCAAGAGUUUUUCUCUGUUUGUGGAAAAGCCUGAAUACGGCUCGUACAUACAAGGUGUGAACCAAAUGUUAAAGGUGGGUGUAUUGUUUUUUUUAAUUCUUUCCCACCACUUCUUAACAGAUCUAUCGGCUCAAAUCAGGUACAACAUCCUUCUAAUAAAAUGACCUGUCUUCAA